This is a messenger RNA of Brachypodium distachyon (stiff brome), 1747 nucleotides long. RefSeq lists its product as uncharacterized. The coding region runs from base 726 to 1538 and encodes 270 amino acids. The transcript is spliced from 6 exons. The record is from RefSeq and is a predicted model, not a curated record. Gene Ontology annotation, biological process: root development; shoot system development. Lineage: Eukaryota; Viridiplantae; Streptophyta; Magnoliopsida; Poales; Poaceae.
CAGCAAUAUGGGAUCUAUGAAGAGCUUCAUUCAGAUGUUGUCAUUGUUGUGGUGGACGUGGAUCUCGCCGCAGAAUGGACGCGGCACGCCAGCGAUAAUCCAGGAGGUGGACAGUUCACACCCCCAAAAAAUACCUGAACUAGGUGGAUGAAACAUGCCAGCACUUCUCCAUGAGGUGUUGAGUUCAUGCCUAUCUUGAAGCUGCUUGGCCAUAUUAGCAUUGAACACGUUUCUAGAGGUUCAACAAAGUCAACUGUUCCUUUCAUGAACUGCGAAUCUUGCUUGCUCACCUUAGAGCAGAAACCAACUCGAAGCACCCGUGCAGGCCAUUAUGCCUGACAUAAUUGAAACAUGACAGAUUGGCAAUGCCAAACAGCAAAUUGUCUUCCUAUUCUGUCAAGCAGUCGUGUGGACCACAGUUUGCCUACGCGUGGAAUAUGACAAAGUUGCAUUUCGCACAUGUGUGCUGUUUGAAACUAAGAUAAACAAGGGCAUCAGCUUGUGUGCCUCUGUGGUGGCCAUGUGAGUAGCUGGGAGUGCAGAGAUAUAGAUACUUCCUGUCUACUUACCACCCUGUUGUGCCAUUAUCUCCAUGUUUCUCAUGUUACAAGCAGGGUAAGGGGGGGGGGGGGGGGGCGGACAAAGGAGAGAGAGAAGAGAGGGGAACCUCUACUUCUGCCGCUGAAGGAUGUUACCACAGAUUUCCUUCACAAAGCAGCAGAGACAUGCCAGCAAAGCAACAGUGCCGCGCGACUAUAGAGGUGAAGGUGCAACUGUCAGAAGUUGAAAACCACAUUAACAUGCUGUUGGAAGAAAUGGCUUGCCAUCAGAGAACUGCAAGUUUGCCCUCUAAGCCCCACUCCACUGAGGCUAAAGUGGAAGAAGAGCUACAGGGCCUACGUGUGUCCAUCUCUUCACCUUCCGCGACCAUCGGCACGAUGCGUGAUGGUUUGGCGAGGCUCGGAGACAUCUACAACUGCAUAGGGGAGAUCAUGAGCUUACCCAGCAGCCAAGUUGGCCUCUCCCUGCCCCAAAACAAGAAAAUGGUGGAAGAAGAAUUGGGGCGGUCCCUCGUGCUCAUUGAUCUCUGCAACUCCAUGCAAGAGAGUCUAGCAGGGCUGAAGAUGAGUACCCAGGAGCUACAACUUGUCCUCAAGAGAGGAGAUGCAGCUGUUGUCCAGCUCAAGAUCGAGUCCUUCAUUCGUCUCGCGAAGCAGGCGCAAAAGCCGUUCAAGAAGACCAUCAGCAGAACAACUUCUGAAGGAUGCAGGCUGGUCUUGCUGCUGACAGAAGCCAGAGAGGUAGCUAUCUGUCUGCUUGAGUCCACGUCGCAAAUGUUGCCGAAGCAGUUUGCCAGCAGCAAAGGAAGCAAAUGGUCACUUGUCUCCAAGAGGAUCCAGAAAACAAAGGUUGUCUGCAAGGAGGAACAGUUGCAAGCACUAGAGCAAAGCAUGGGAGGUCUUGAGAACAGUGCCGAGUUGCUGUUCAGGAGAUUGAUCCAAAGCAGGGUUUCGCUCCUGAACAUUCUUAGCUCGUAGAUAUUACCUCUCAAGCCUUGUUGCUCUAGCACCUUGCGAUUGGCAUCCGCCUUUUAAAGGAUUCACCGAUCAUAAAGAACAUUUAUAGAUUACAGACAAGACCAGAUGUACAUUCAAAUGAUCAGUCGAUCAAAACAAUUUUGACUUUGUUCAUACCAUGACUUCUGAUUUCACUGAUAUUUACUGCACGAUGAUUUUGAUUGUUUUUA